Aphanomyces astaci is the source of this 1268-nucleotide messenger RNA. RefSeq lists its product as hypothetical. Gene Ontology annotation, cellular component: endoplasmic reticulum membrane. Bases 218 to 1069 code for a protein of 283 amino acids. The transcript is spliced from 2 exons. Lineage: Eukaryota; Oomycota; Saprolegniomycetes; Saprolegniales; Verrucalvaceae. The record is from RefSeq and is a predicted model, not a curated record.
AGAGAAAUUAUUCAUUUAUCUGGAAAUCUUAGUCUUGUUGCCACGUUGCAUCAUCCGGAUAAUACAACAUCAAGCCGGAUUUCAACACCGUUUGACCAGAUUGUCGAGAUGGCCGCUUGGUUGUUGUGGGCCAGCAGCGCCGCCUGUGUCCUGCUGAUUCCGGUCCUUCGAUGGUUCUUCUCACCCGUGACUGUCGCCAAGCACUUCCUUGAGGCGUAUGACCCCAAGAAGCAAUGGACGUACCGCGAUCCGUCUGUCAUACCCUCGCGGCAGUACGUUUGGCGUCCUCCAUAUUCCUGACACUUUUUACAUGACUGGCAUUGGUAGGGUUGCCUUCCCAUCACUGAAAUCGGCGCCAACGUGCUACUUGACAGUCGUCGUGCCGGCCUACAACGAGUCGGAGCGCAUCUUACCGAUGCUGCAUGCGACGGUGGCCUACCUUGAGAAACGACGGGCGGCGGAUGCGCGGUUCACGUACGAGAUCAUCGUCGUGGACGAUUGCAGCACCGACUCCACCGUGGAGGUCGUGGAGCGCGAAGUCGAUCGCCUCGCCACUUCAACUUCGCCCUCUGUGCUCAAACUUCUCCGGCUGGACGUGAAUCGAGGCAAAGGUGGCGCGGUCCGCUGCGGCGUGUUGCGCGCGGCGGGCGAGCUCAUCCUCAUGGUGGACGCCGACAACGCCACCGAGAUCCAGGACUUCGACCAUCUUGAAGCGUUUUGGACCAAGGAUUCGUACCCGACCGGUUUGAUUGUGUGUGGCAGUCGCGCGCACCUCCAGGCUGAAGCCAUGGCGACGCGUCAUCCGCUGCGCAAUGUGCUCAUGCACGGGUUCCACUUGAUCGUGUCGACGUUGUGUGUGCAGCAGGUGCAGGACACCCAAUGUGGCUUUAAGCUAUUCGAUCGCAAAGCAGCGCAGCUCGUGUUUCCGCCGCUGCACAUUGAGCGCUGGGGAUUCGACGUUGAGCUCUUGUACUUGGCCUUUCAGCGCAAGAUUGCAGUGCAUGUAUGUCGUUUGCAAAACGUCUGCAACGGAAUGUUGGUUUUCACUCGGGGGAAUGAUUGUGUUUAGGAGGUGGCGGUGCAUUGGCAGGAAAUCGCAGGAUCCAAGCUGGACGUGGUAUCGGCUACGUUUAGCAUGCUGCGGGAAAUGCUAUUGAUCCCAUGCUGCUAUAAGGUCGGGAUCUGGCGGGUCGACGACGGCGCCGUGCGGCUCGUGUAGUUGAGUUGAAACCUAAAUGGAUAAUGUACCUACAUGAAAGUGUCCUGGG